AUGAAUCAGUCCCAAAAUUUGAAUCCUCCAAAGGCCUUUCUUGUUGGGGGCAAACAAACACCACCCUUCGUCAUCCCCUCCCAAGUCCAGGAUCACCUUACUGUGUUGCGCUUGUUUUCGGAGCUGCGGCAACGCGUGGAGAACACAUCCGCGGAGGAUCUCGGCCUCGAGUAUUUCCCUCCAGCCGACGAAAAAGAGCGGAGAUGGUCGGUCUUUGUAGGAUAUGCGGUCGAGCGAUUCGAAAGAUGGUGCAAGGCUCUUCGGCCAGAACAUUGUGAGCAAGGCAUUGCCCUGAUAAUGCCUCCACUGGAUGUAUUCAUGGUCUGGCACACCUAUCUGCUCAAUCCUGGCUGGUUUAUUGAAGAUGUGGUUCGAAUUCCAACACUGAAGGGGCUAUGGGAAGCGGGGAAAGCACUGGCUGCUGCAUUGGGCAUGGGCUUAGGUGAACUCUUGCAGACUAUUCCUGCAGAUGAGGAUCAUCACAUUCAUAACUGGGAGAAGAUGACAGCCACUCCAUUUGACCCAUUCAAGUCUCUCUCCACGGUCAUUGACAAGACUAUCAUUUGUCCUAAAUGUGGAAUGGCCAAUCGGGCGCCAUUCCUUCAUGCAGAUGGAACAGGAUUUCACCAAGUGAACUUCACCAUUGUGUGCCAGAAUACAGAUCAUUAUUGUGGCUUCAAAAUCACUCAUGAUGUGCUGGCUAUGAGAAAGUUAUUGGAUGAUUUGUUGGCUCCGGAGACUCGGACAAAUGAACCACUGGCACAGAGCUUUCUAGCAGGUACCUUAUACACUCCUGGUAACACAAAGAAUAUUGCCUAUGCAAGGCGUGUCAAGACUGCAAUCCUUCAAGCUGAAUUCUUCACUCCGCGAACUGAGAUUGAUGUGCCUACAACAAGAACCAUUAUGCAAAAGGCAAAAUACUCCUUUGCAAUCAUCAAGAGUGCUAUCUACACACAACUCAAGACAGAUGAGCGUUUGUGA
Messenger RNA from Mycena indigotica, 981 nucleotides. RefSeq lists its product as uncharacterized. The transcript is spliced from 5 exons. The record is from RefSeq and is a predicted model, not a curated record. NCBI's taxonomy places the organism in Eukaryota, Fungi, Basidiomycota, Agaricomycetes, Agaricales, Mycenaceae. Bases 1 to 981 code for a protein of 326 amino acids.